CGGUAGAGACGAGGCGAGCGCGGAGUUGGCGUCUCCCUGUUCUUCCCGCAGAGGCUCUCGCCCUUUCUCAGUUUCCUUGUCCGCUAAACUUUUGGAAACUUUUCUUCCUCCUUCUUUUGCACGGGCGCUCCCACCCCUUUGCACUGCCUUGUUUCGGUCCGGGUACUGGCCACGUUUCGAGCCAUGUGUAGAACAGCGCUCCUGGCAGCCCUCUAUAUCUGGAGCUACUGCCUCGUCGCGCUGUGCGGAAAGUCGGCUAGCCAGAACAUCUCGGUCUCAAGAAACAUAGAAAAAAAGAAAGACCUGAGUUAUAUUGAGAGUAAAUUUUCUUUAAGGAUACCUGAAAAUCCUGUUGAGGACGUUUGUCACCUAGUUCCUGGACAGGAAACAAGUGUAGCAGACUGCAACUUCAAUCAUACCAGUAAAACCUUUGUGAUUGUACAUGGAUGGACGGUAAUUGGAAUGUUUGAGAGCUGGGUUCCCAAGCUGGUGAAGGCACUGUAUGACAGGGAGCCUGAUUCUAAUGUCAUUGUGGUUAAUUGGCUAGCUCGAUCCAGUUUACAUUAUUCAAUGUCUGCAGACUUCACAAAGCAGGUGGGAGAAGACAUUGCUGCAUUUGUUAAUUGGAUGGAGGAGCAGUUCGGUUAUUCUCUGGACAAAGUCCAUUUACUGGGAUACAGCCUGGGUGCUCACGCUGCAGGCAUUGCUGGAAGUCUGACUAAUAAAAAGAUUAAUAGAAUUACUGGUUUAGAUCCUGCUGGGCCUCACUUUGAAUAUGCUGAUGCUUCUAGACGCCUUUCUCCAGAUGACGCUGUCUUUGUAGAUGUCUUGCAUACCUACAUAAGGGGCUCCCCAGAUCGCAGUAUUGGCAUACAGAAGCCUGUUGGCCACGUUGAUAUCUAUCCCAAUGGAGGUGGUUUCCAGCCAGGUUGCAAUAUAGCAGAAGCCCUGCGCCUGAUUGCUGAGAAAGGGUUUCACAAUGCUGAUCAGCUGUUGAAAUGCUCUCAUGAACGUUCCAUCCACCUUUUCAUUGAUUCCCUCUUGUAUGAAGAAAAACCAAUAAUGGCAUACCGAUGCAACUCAAGAGAAACAUUUGAAAGAGGGCUCUGCUUGAGCUGCAGAAAGAAUCGUUGCAAUAAUUUAGGCUAUAAAGUUAAAAGAGUGAGAAGCAAGAGGAACAGCAAAAUGUAUCUAAAGACUCGUGCAUACGCGCCUUAUAAAGUCUUUCAUUUCCAGGUCAAGAUACAUUUUUUUGGAAAAUUGAACAUCACCACAACCAACCAACCAUUCCGUAUUUCUUUCUAUGGCACUAAGAAGGACAGUGAGAACAUAGCAUUUGUAAUGCCUGAGAUCUCCACUAACAAAACAAGUUCCUUCCUGGUAUAUACCGAAGAUGACCUUGGAGAUCUGCUUAUGGUAAAACUGCAGUGGGAGAAAGAUUCGUUUUUCAGUUUGAGCAACUGGUGGGAUAUCCCUGAAUUCAGCAUACGAGUGGUCAGAAUCAAGGCUGGAGAAACCCAGAAAAAGUUGGUGUUCUGCUCUCAGAAUGGAUUCUUUUCCCUCCAAAAAGGGGGCAGAGUUGCAGAAUUUAUGAGAUGUCGUGAGAAAAAACAUAACGCCACAGAUUCAUGAGACCAGGCCAGAAUAAUAAUGAAUGAGUGAAGACCUUCCGUUUUGGGAAAGAAAUCCCCCAGGGUGCUGACUAAACAGGAAUGAUUGUACUGAAAUAAUUAUCGAUCUCCUAUAAUACUGUCAGCCGACACUACCCGAGGAAUGAUUUACUCAGACUGGAGUCUGAUUUGGUUUUGCCAGAAUAUGACUAGCAAUAUACUUCUAAAUUUACAUCCAAAUGGCAAUGCUGCAGUGCAGAUGGACGGUAUCUUCAUUCAGAUCAGCAUAAGAAUGCACACUUGAUUCUUGAUUCAGUGAGCAACACGUAAAAUCUAUUUCCACAGGUAGAUCUCCUUAUCUGGAUCAUCUCAGCACAUAAGAAAAACUACACAAACCAACUUUAUUUUUGUAAUUAAGAAGAAAUCUCUCACAGAUGGUGAUUUUUGUAUUAUUCAGAGCAAACGGCAAUAAUUCUUAUAUCCCUUUGUGACAAGGCUCUUGUUUUAUAAUGCACUUGUGUAAAAAAAAAAAAACCCUAUUUAUUUAAGAACUGCUUAUUUUUACAUGGAUUUCGGCUAAAGUUUGUUUUUUUUAAGUUUUACAAGUGGGUGUUUGGCUGUGCAAUGUCCACGUAGAUGAUUUGUGCAGUUUUGGAGCUUUGGCUGGCUAUAAAUUUCUUUUAAACAAUUAAGAGCAAUAUAUAGACUUCUUAUUCAAUAUAUGCUUACAAGCCAAAAUAUAUUUCUGAAUAAUGAUGCUUCGUAGGUCUGAAAGUUUCCAGACUAAGCUCUUUCACAGUGGGUAAAUAAUUAAAUUUAGGAAUCACUUAGCAAUCUAUAACGUCUUUAUAUGACAAUAAAUUCACCACAGGAGAAAAUACCUAGCAUUUUCAGUGCCUCAUGCUUUUCCAUUAAAAAGGAACCUAAUGCAUUUGUACUAAACAUACUCAUCUUUAUCAAAUAACUAUCCCUAAAAAGGAGCUGCAGUAUUUAAAAAUUGUACAGAUAUUACUUCUUAUAACAGUUUUGUUACCAGACACAAAAUUAUUGUAUUGAUUGUGGACAGUGAUGACAACUGAAGUGGUAACUUCCACAGAUCCAUAUCCCAACAAAUAAUGUUCCUCUUUUUUGAUACUGGUGUUUCUAACUUUGAAAAUAGAACUUUUGUUUGUUGCCCAGCAAUAAGAAUGACAGAAACUGAAAAAUAUAGUGUUUUUUCCCUAAAAUAAUGUAAAUUAUGUUGUGUAUUAUAGUCUUGUAGUAUUAUACACUUUUGGAGAACACACAAAUAUUCUUUGAAUCAGAAAGUAUGGACACACAAAAGAGGUAUUUGAUACAGAUAUUUUAAUGAGCAUUUAUCGGCAUGUUCAAAAUAAUUUCACUAGUUUUAGUUUUUUAACCAAAAUCUCAGACUUUUGAAGUUGCAACCAACUAUAUUCACAGUGGUUUAGUAAGUUGUACACUAAAACAAGGAAGAUAACUUAUACUUCUGUGAAGAUACAUAAAAACAUAAGAGUGCUUGAGUACUGCCACUUUAGCACCUGAUUGUCCAACAUAAUCUUUUUCCUAUUAUAAGAAAUAUCAUUGAAUAAAUGUGUGGUAAAAAUUAAAUGCAAUACUUCUAAGAUUUUUUAUUGAAAUGGUUUCCCAAUCCACCAGUCUUUCAUUCAGGCAGGAAGAACUUAAGUUUGAUAAGUGAGCACUGAAGGACAUAUUUAAAGACGUACAUCGUUUCUUCUGGAUAAAGCCAAUUUCUCAGGAGUGAGGUUUAAAAGACAGUGUCUUAACAAGUUGAAGAUUUUUAAUGCAAAGUCAAAUACAGUGCCAAUAGCACUUGAUCGAGAGGAAUUUUAUGUAUGAGAAGAUAUAUUUUGACUUUAAUUGUUCCUAUUUAUUAUUUGUAAAAUAUAUGUGUGUAUAUAUGUAAAAGUUAGUUUGUAUAUAUUGCUGAAGUAAUCAAAGCUAUAUUCAUCUACAGACUCUGGUGACACAUGUUUCUCAAAAUGAUUAUAUGUUACAUGAAAAAAUGCUGCAAUGAUUUGUUUCAAGACAUUUCUACUUUGUAUAUGUUGAUAUUUGCAAACAUUAAAAGCAAGAAG
Molecule: messenger RNA, 3709 nt
Organism: Python bivittatus (Burmese python)
Lineage: Eukaryota; Metazoa; Chordata; Lepidosauria; Squamata; Pythonidae
Gene: LPL
Product: lipoprotein lipase
Biological process (GO): very-low-density lipoprotein particle remodeling; lipid catabolic process
Molecular function (GO): apolipoprotein binding; lipoprotein lipase activity
Source: RefSeq, a predicted model, not a curated record